Messenger RNA from Manihot esculenta (cassava), 492 nucleotides. RefSeq lists its product as uncharacterized. NCBI's taxonomy places the organism in Eukaryota, Viridiplantae, Streptophyta, Magnoliopsida, Malpighiales, Euphorbiaceae. The coding region runs from base 136 to 309 and encodes 57 amino acids. The transcript has a single exon. The record is from RefSeq and is a predicted model, not a curated record.
CUUGGGCAAGGGGUCAGCGCAAUCGUGAACAGCAAGAAUUCUUAUCAAUUUAUACUCUCUAAACCCGGCAACCAGAUCAUAACCUUCGAUCUUUGGGCGAUAUUUAAAAUCAAUUUAUUAUUUGUAGGCUCAGAGAUGGGAAUUAUCAGAAGCGGUUUCUCUUUCAUUGCAGGAACGGUAUUUGGCAUCUACGUUGCUCAAAAUUACAACGUUCCAAACAUUAGAAAGCUGACGAACACCGGCCUCUUAAUAGCCAAGCACAUGGAGGAAAAUUAUAGGAAGCCCAAGAAGCGAGACGAUGAUGAAUGAUUUGAUUUGGCUUUAGAUUCCAGGUUCUUGCAUUACUGUUUUGAGGGAUUUUGGGGAUCGUUACAAGUUUCCCAUUUUUGUUGGGCGCUUACUGGUUUUUGUUUUAAAUCACUGUAUUUCUUCCUGUGGAAUUCCAGAAAACAUAAAAUUAUAGUGGGAAUUAAAGAUGUAGAAUUCAUUGCC